Messenger RNA from Cokeromyces recurvatus, 1128 nucleotides. RefSeq names its product transcription initiation factor IIF, beta subunit-domain-containing protein. Gene Ontology annotation, biological process: transcription initiation at RNA polymerase II promoter; transcription by RNA polymerase II. The transcript has 5 exons. The record is from RefSeq and is a predicted model, not a curated record. Lineage: Eukaryota; Fungi; Mucoromycota; Mucoromycetes; Mucorales; Mucoraceae. The coding region runs from base 100 to 993 and encodes 297 amino acids. Gene Ontology annotation, cellular component: transcription factor TFIIF complex.
CCUGUCUAUUUAUUCAAUUUAUUUUACUGUUAUAUAUACAUUUAUAAAUAAAUAAAUAUAUAUAAAUAUAUACAUAUAACUUUUUAAGUAAAAUAAAGAAUGACAGACAAUAAUGAUGUUGAUGCACUCUUUGAAGAUGACCCAGGAUCUUUGGAAGAAGUUAUUGAUGAAGAUGAUGCUGAAGAUCUCAAGUUAGAUGACGCAAGCACAAGAGUCUGGCUUGUGAAAGUUCCCAAAUUUCUUGCAGAAAAAUGGAGAGCCAUUGAUGAAGAUAAUGUUAAUCUAGGAAGCAUUCGUAUUUAUAACAAACCACCACCAGGGAAAACAGCAAAUAUUGCACUUGUAUUACCAGAAGAUGAUACAACACCCAAUCUACCAAAAGAAUACAGUAUUCAUGUUACUCCUGGACAAGUUACCAAUAAGUUUGUGUUUACAGAAGAUCAGAAUGGAGGCAAGUCUAUUUCAGGUACUGUUCAUCACGAAUGUACGGCUACACCUGCUCAAUUUGGAACCUAUCGUAAUAUUAUGAGAAAACGUGUAAGAGAAGCAGAGGCGCCACAAAGAUCAGUGCAAGUCCUGGGACAAAAUAAUCAACCUGUAUUUGUACCGGGCGCAAGUAGUAGUCUACCUAAUAGUGAUUUCUCAGAUUUCAUUACAACUAAAAAGCCCAAAGUCGACAAAGAAAAGGCUACACGUUUACCAAGAAACGAACUUAUGGAUUUAUUAUUUGCUGCAUUUGACAAGUUCCCUUAUUGGUCAUUCAAGGGUAUUGUUGAACAUACGAAACAACCGAAUCAAUAUUUGAAAGAAGUUUUAAAUGAGAUUUGUAUUUUAAACAAAAGAGGACCCUAUGCCGGUAAUUACCAACUUAAACCUGAAUUUAAGCAAAGAAUGUCAUUAGCAGAGAGACAAAAUGCUAUGAAUAAUAUAGAUAUUGAUGAAAGUGAUGAAGAUGAAGAAGAUGAAGAGAUUAUGGAGGAAGUUAAAUUGUAAAAAAGAAAAGAAAGCAUGGAUAUUUAUGUAAAAAUAAAAUUAAAGCCUAUAAUGGUUUGAACUAUUGAAUAAGCAUUCUUAAUUUUUUAGUGUAGAUAAAUAUAUAUAGUGUGUGUAUGUGUGUGCUUAAAAAGU